Messenger RNA from Symbiodinium necroappetens, 1713 nucleotides. The record is from the annotation of a GenBank genome assembly. NCBI's taxonomy places the organism in Eukaryota, Dinophyceae, Suessiales, Symbiodiniaceae.
GUGGAAGAUUCCGAGGAUGAUGCAGCUCCAGAGGCUUCGUUCAUUGCAGAAGAUGAAUUGAGUCCUGAAGGUUUGGCUCUUUGGGCGGAGGCCGAAGAAGAAGUCCAAGGGGCACUGGCGGCGCUCCACCAGGCGAAGCGAAUGCUUCGAGGAGCCAGAGAACGCCAGAGGCAGGUGAAACAGAGUCGCCAGUACUUUCGUCCCGGUUCCUUUCCGGGACGAACCUCAGGAAGCAGUGCUGAUAAGAUCACCUGUUUGAAGUGCGGUGGACAAGGACACCGCGCAACGACCUCGUCGCGGCCCAUUACCACCUCAAAAGCAGUUAUGAUGGGUAAGGGUGUCGUUGAUUGCGGAGCAACCAAGUCUCUCGGUUCAGUGCUAGCCCUAGAACGUGUUAUGGCUUUGAGCAAGAACGGGGUUAGUGAAGUUGAUAUGGAGAAUCGGCCAACCUUUGGCUUCGGCAACAGCACGGAAGAUCAACGUGUUUCCACGCUGAAUCUCCGAUUGAGUGCCGGAGGCCGACCAGGUUUGCUGCGCAUCCAUGCCCUCGACAAAGGUGCCGCACGGGUGCUUUUGAGCAUCGACACCUUGCGGUCCCUCAAAGCCAUAAUUGAUUUUUCAGACGAUAGCAUAGUUCUGAGAGGCAUCGACGCUACGAAGGUGCUGGUACUAGAGCGAUCAUCUACCGGUCACCUCUUGCUGCCACUCACGGGGGAUAUCUUGGAGGGAGCGGUGACGACUCACCGUCCAGUUCCAGGUCUUCAGGAUUAUGUGAAUGGCACGUGUAGUGUUCUCUCUGACCCGAACACGCCCUGUCCAGUGAAGGAGUCGGUGCUUGAGCCGCGCACAUCACAAAUCACAGUGAAAUCGCGAAUUCUCCAGUUCUUGGCCUUCGAGAUCAUGGACCUCACCUUGGAGGAGCUUCGCAAGGCAGUCAAGGAUCUGGGCGAGGAGCCGUCGCGGGGAGCAACGAAAGUCGAGUUGCGCUAUCGCUUGGAGGAGUUGACGGGCAAGGACACCAGCGUCAAUGUGAAGACAGCUGCCAAGGAAGCUUCUCCCAUGCAGGGCUUGGUCAAACGUCUCAAUGCGGCAUCCCGCAAGAAGGCCGAUCUGGUGAACUUUUGUCGCCAGGACCUGAGCAUGGACAUGCACGCUCUGGGCAACAAGACCAUCGCGCAGCUGCAGAUGCUUGCGAUGCAGCACAUCAGCUCCCACACGCAGCCCCACUACUCGGACCAGGUGGGCUUCGGCAAACACAACCGUCGCUCCUACCUGGAUGUCUACCACAACGAGAAGGAGUAUUGUCGGUGGGUUCAAACCACGGCGGUGGAAAAUCCGACCAGCAGCGAUCCCCGUCUUCGACGAUUCGCCCGCUGGCUCCAGCAGCAGGAGGACAGCGAGAUUCUUCCGGAGGUCGAGGCCAAGAAGGAUUUCACCACGCAGUUCCGCCCAAAGAAUCGCAGUGGACCCCCACGUCGAGCCACCGAGGAGGCAACCGGGUCUGCUUCGUCCAAUUCGAGCGAGACUGUGAACCAGCAGAUGAUGGCCACGAUGUUCGAGAUGAUCCAGAAUCUCAAGGACGAGAUUGUGGAGCUCAAGGGCGAACCCACUCGCAAGAAGGGAGCCAAGUCCGAGGAGAGUGGGACCGAGACGGACGGAUCCUAUGCGAUGGUGAAUGCCAGGUCUCCUGUGAAGGAGGCGCGCUCCCCAUGA